AAGAAAGAAAGAAAAAAAAAAAAAAAUCUAAGCACCUAAAGCGGUUCAAGCAACAUCAUCGCUGCUUCAGUUUUAGUCCACGUAACAGAUACAAGCAAAGGGUUUAGGGAAAGGGAAAUCUGGUGUACUGACUGCUGCCUGACAUCCUGUUGCAUCGUUUUUUGUUUAGAAUUGCAGCACCGAUAAGGAUAUACCCAGAUGGACAACCUAAGCCCUUCUGAUGAAAAGCCUGUCCAGCGCUCCAAGUCUUUGAGCUUUAAGACACAGAGAGAGACUUGUGCGUCCUGUGACAAGACUGUGUAUCCGAUGGAGAGAUUGGUUGCCAACAACCUGAUCUUCCAUACGACAUGCUUCUGCUGCAAGCACUGCAACACCAAGCUCAGCCUGGGCACGUAUGCGGCGCUGCAAGGCGAGUUUUACUGCAAGCCGCACUUCCAGCAGCUGUUCAAGAGCAAAGGGAACUAUGACGAGGGCUUCGGACGCAAGCAGCACAAAGAGCUCUGGGCCUCCAAAGACGCCGAGAGCAUCACCAAGUCACCGUGACGACCUCGCCACCCUCCUCUUCUACUGAUCUCCAGCGCUUUCUCACCUCUCAACGACUGAAUCUGAUUCUGUCUAAAACCUGCCUCUAUCUCACACACACACACACACAUACACACACACAUCAGUACACACUCCACACAUGCACAAACCAACACAUGAUGGGGCGGGCAUCUCUUCUCGAGCAGUUUUAAAUCUUCUGCCCUUUAGCUUUUAGCAAAUGAUUUUAAAUUUUAAGUUUUUCUUCUUUUUUUUUUUUUCUGCGUGGUUUCAUCCACAACAAUUAACUCACUGAUUGUGACCAAAACCCCACUUCAAAAGGGGAGGUUUUUUUUUUUGUUCUGUUUUUUUUUUAUUUUUAAUUUUUUUUUAUCUUCUAUCAUUUUUUCCAUUCUUUUGUCAGGUACACAUGAUGGCACAUGAAAGGUCCUUUAACUGAACUACUUACACGAAUACAAAAUUUUCAGGAUGUACACUCAGGUAGUGGUUCUGGGCGGUGUGAUCCGUUAUUUCUGUCUAUGGACGAGCAUUAUAUCGUUUAUUAUUAUUUUUUUUUGUAAGAGAGAGUCAGGCGUCCACAUUGCCUUUUUCUUUUUAAUAUAUCAGCAGGGUAUUCUAUCUGUGAAAGUACAGGGUAUAAUGGUACUGUAUGCAUCUCUGCUGAACAUAUCAUACUCAAAAGUCUUAAAGGGUGCUUUCACACCUUAUAGUCCGUUUUUACCAAGUCUGAAACUUGUACUUUCGGUAUGUUUGGUUUGGUUUAGUGCCCGUUGAGUGUCGUGUAGUUAUAAAACCCAAAAUUCAUUAAACAGAAGUGCUCAAUAAAUAAUUAGGCAAUUUACAUAAACAACUAAUUUACCUAGUGUUUAUAUCCUCGAUCUGUCUAAAUCUUUAAUUUUGGCUCUUUGUGUUUCCUGGUGCAUUUGAUUCACCGGAACGAUUCAGAGUCUAAUCGCUUUCUCACUGCAGUUGGACCGGUGCACUGAGACGCUUUCGGACCUGAGUGCGGUUACGGUGUUUUCGUCUGCCUAAAGAACAGCACAGGGAGGAAAAACUCACACCAGGGUUCUGUCCAAACGGACUAAACUAAAUCAGAUAUGAAGGCACUCUUGAGGACCGGUUCACUUCAUCCACUAAAGCACUUGAUUUUUUUUUUUUUUAACUCCGUCUUCACUUUCAUAUUGUUUCUUUACUUUAUGACUGAAUUUCCAAAACCUUACAAAAAUAUACUCCGGCCUGUAACGUUUUUACUGCUUUUGGACUUUCUGGUUUUUAAUUCUCUGCCAUUUUACUCGGUAGUCAGAUGACCAGAAAGUUUUCAUUUUAAAUGUUUUUCUCUGCUCCAGUUACCGCACGAUCGCUGAUCGAUACAUGACUUUACUUCAUUACACAGUGAACGUACUGUAUUUUGCUGAAGUGGAUCGAAGCCGCCGAACCGUGAGGGUUUGUUCUAGCUGCAGUGAAUUUGGUCUUGUGUGAAAUGCUGUUACAGCGUGUCGCACUACUACCUUCCCCCCACUGCCACUUCCUGUCAUCAUAUUGUUCUGUCUGCUUCCUGUUAUCUGCUUUGUGGAUUUGACAGUAUUCGCUCGGGUCUUCUCUAGCAUGAGCUUGUGACGCCUCAUCGUCGCUCAGAAAUGUGCACGGGUCAUAAAGUUUUUGCCCUUUGUUCUCAUCUCCAUGCUAUAAUGAGGGCCUCGUGAGUUCAGCCUUCUUUAGCGUGCUCAGGAGGCCGUGUCCUAUUACCUUUAUGUGCACGUGACCUCAAAUGUCCUGUAAUAUCCUUUAGUGAGUUAAAGUAUCACCUUGUUUCACGAAUGUGGCUGAAAGCCUGAAAUGCAGCGGCUUAUAUUCCUGAGGCUCGAAUGAAUUCGGUGUUUGUGUUUCCAGAUUAAAUCCACUGUCAAAGUCCAGUAAGUGAUUAAUGCCUGUAAUAUAGCAGUCUAACAUUUAACCUUGUUAUGUAAGUUUAGGUCUACCAGCCCAAAGCACUUUUUCAACAUUACACACUCCCCAUUGUAACCAUGUUAAAGGGAGUUUACGACAUCUCCCAGUACUCGAGUUCUGGGUCUUGUCAUUUGGAGCUGAUUACUAUCUAGCGUUCAGGGCCUUGGAAUUUGAAGAGUACAAUUUUGUGUUCAGAGCCCUGUUGUUACGAGUUGAUUUAGAAUAUCUCCCGGUACUCUCUCAUGUUCAGGGUCUUGACAUUUGGGAGGAAAUUUGCAAUAUUUCCUAGUACUAUCUUGUAUGCAGGGUUUUGGUGAUUGGGGGUAAUUUGCAACAUCUCCCGGUUCUAUCUUGUGUUCAGGCUUUAGCAUGUAAAGGGAAUUUGUGACAUCUCCCAGUACUAGUUCAUGUUUACAGCCCUGGUGUUUAGAGUGAAAUUGCAACAUCUCUCACUACAGGGCCUUGGCAUAAUGGUAGCACUGACAGAAGGCCCCAUCUGGUGGUGGGAGAAGAUAUGACUUAUUGGCUGCAAGAACAAGAGUGGCUUUUCUGAUUCAGUUUCAAUCAGUGUGUUUUGUUUUGAUCAUCGUCUUUGAUGUCUUGUAGUGAAGCCGGUCGGUAAAUUGCUUGGUCGUUAAUUGUUUUUCUUGGAAAGUACUUAGAAAGCCAUCGAGAGGCCGAGCAGACGCUUCUUACCGCUUGAAUUCCGUAGAAACCCCUUUUCUUGUCGCACAUGUUUGAGAUUACUGUGAAACUGAAGGCGCUGUGAGUUUUAAAAAUGUAUACAAAGCUCUUGCCAUGAGGCAAAACAAUAUUUUCAUAAGUGUUAAAGUAAGAGUAAAAUAAUAAAACCUGUAUCCAUUUCAAAUCUUUACCCAAAGCUUCUUCCUUUGAGUGUUCAGAUUUCUAUCUGCGUUUUUAUUUUAUUUUAUUUUUUUUACCCUUAUGUUCAUUUCAUAUGUAGAGUUCACAUUUUCACAGGGCUAUAAGGUACAAAACCACACGAUAUUAAAGUGUCAGUUUUACCUCUUUCUAUGUUCAGUGACUAUGGGAAAUGGGGAGAAAGGGUACAAAAUGUCUUUUGCCCGAUGUUCGUUGUAUCUGUGGAUGUUACUUUAGGUGUAAGCCUUAUUUAAAGUAGAACUACAAGCAUUUUAAAUGUACUGUAGAGGAUUGUCAGCAUGUUUCUCGUGAGUGAAGACGUGUGUGAAUACAUAAUGGAGUAUUCUGUGUCUUAACUUCAGAUCGGUGGACUGAACAAGGUGGCCUUAAAACGGCAGGAAGUUAAGAUUUGUUUUUUUUUUUUCUCCGUUUUUAUUCCCCCCCUCUGCAUCUCUAUUAUUCCCACAGUGUCUGUUCAGGUCUUGAUUGCUUUUCAUCACCUGCACAACAGCACCUACCUGGCAACCACUUUUAAAAAGCAUUUUAAAAUGACAUUAUAAACUGUGAGAUCUUAAUUUUUCCCCUUUCUCCGUCGUUCUGUACUCCCUUUCUUUCGACUUUUUUUUUUUUUUUUUUUUAAUUUCUCAUUUUUGUACAUGCUUUUGAAAAAAAUAAAUAAAAACUCACUGGUGUC
Molecule: messenger RNA, 4063 nt
Organism: Tachysurus vachellii
Lineage: Eukaryota; Metazoa; Chordata; Actinopteri; Siluriformes; Bagridae
Gene: limd2
Product: LIM domain containing 2
Exons: 4
Coding region: 199-543 (114 amino acids)
Biological process (GO): actin filament bundle assembly
Cellular component (GO): actin cytoskeleton; plasma membrane
Molecular function (GO): actin filament binding
Source: RefSeq, a predicted model, not a curated record